Molecule: messenger RNA, 2840 nt
Organism: Dermacentor silvarum
Lineage: Eukaryota; Metazoa; Arthropoda; Arachnida; Ixodida; Ixodidae
Product: solute carrier family 13 member 5-like
Exons: 15
Coding region: 1-2475 (824 amino acids)
Biological process (GO): monoatomic anion transmembrane transport; citrate transport
Cellular component (GO): membrane
Molecular function (GO): citrate transmembrane transporter activity; succinate transmembrane transporter activity
Source: RefSeq, a predicted model, not a curated record
AUGCUGACGUAUCCAGAGACCACGGACUUGCGAGGCCGGCGUUUUCCCAACCGGCUCCUAUGCAGCUAUGUGGCGCCAGUGUUUCUGUCGCCCAUGCUCACGAUGUCCGACGACCAGGAGGCGAUGCGCUAUGUGUACUGCGCUUGCCUGAUGGCCGUGUACUGGGUGUUCGAGAGCAUGCCCUUCGUGGCCACCUCGCUGCUGCCGCUCCUGCUGUUGCCCAUCCUCAACGUCAUGCCGCCGGGAGACGUAGCCAGCGGAUACGCUUCGGAGCCGGUGCUGUCGCUGUUCCUGGGCCUGAGCUUCGCCCUGGCCCUCCGCCACGGCACCAGCCUGUACACGCGCGCCUCGUUCGCACUCCUCCAGGGGUUCGGCACCAGGGUGCGCUCGCUGAUGCUGGGCUUCCUCGGGUGCACGCUGCUGAUGACGCAGGUGCUGGGUGCCAGCCUCACCGCCGUGCUCAUGGUCUACACCGUCGAGUGCGCCAUCGCCGAGAUCCAGAACGACGUCAUCCGCGAGGAGCAGUUCAAGGCCUACGCGCAAAAGUUCAGACGCCGUUUCUCGAGCGGUGCGGGCCUCCUGAGCAACAACAAAAGGACGCAGAGCGAAGACCGUCAGGCCGCCUCUCGGAUGAACAGGCCCGUCGAACAUCGGGACAGAUUUCAGUCGAGGAGUUCAAGAACUGCUCAACUGUCGUCCGGCGAUGAAGACGGCUACAGCUUCAUGGCGGCCGGGCCCAUGUCCGAGCCACGUGUCUUCGCCGUGACGAUCGACAACCCACCGGAGGUCAAGAAGAAAAAAGGAGGGCGACGUAGUCCUUCUAAGGCGACAACAAAAGCCAGCACCUCGAGCGCGGGUUCGAGCACGCCGCAACCGUCGUCGGAGCGCGCUUCCUUGGUCGCCAGCGCGCCCUCCAGCGUGAGAAUGCCCUCGGAAAUCAGCUCAGAUAGCGCCGCAGUGCGUUCUGCCCCCUCGACGGACCAAGAGCUACCGCAACCGCAGACGUCGACCAGCAAGGCUCCGGCCGGCUCCAGCGUCGAGAAAUCCAAGCGACGGGGAACGGUCCACGUGAACCUGAACCGGGACAGCGUCCCCGUGCUUCAGCAGGCGGGGAACAGGGCAGCGCUCCAGCCGAUGUCGCGAAUCGGGUCCGACGGCGCGUCGCCAGACGCGGACCUCCGCAAGGCCGCCAUGCGCGACCGCAAGAUCUCCAUCUACGAGCGCGGCAAGACGCUGCGGCCGGGCGAGGAUGACGUCAGCGUGGCCGCCAGCGCGAUCGAGCCGAAGAGGCAGUCUCGGAAGAAGAGCUCCAUGUUUGGCGGCAUCCGGGAGUUCAUCAAACGACGACUCACAACGAGCACCUUCGUGGACAGCAGCUACCUCCAAGAGCGGAUUGCCUGGGAGAAAGAGAGGUACACCGCCAUUCAGAAGGAUCUGCUCAUCGGCAUCGCCCUGACCGCCAGCGUCGGCUCCAUCACCAGCUUCCACGGGAACGACAGCAACAUUGUUCUCAGCAAGUACUACGCCACCAACGGUGACCGCAAGGACCUUACUACGACGCGAUGGUUGCUGGUCACCCUACCGGUCGCCGCCAGCGCCGUGGCCUUCGCCUGGAGCCUCCUCAUGACGGGAUACCUGGAACGCUAUGAUGCCGAUGAGGACGAAGACGCCAGAUACGCCAUCAGCCAGGUGCUCAAGCACAAAUACUACGAGAUCAGCUCUUUCAGCCUCCGAGACUUUGUGAUCCUGCUCGCCACAUUGGCUUGGUGCGCCAGCAAGAUCGCCUACGCCCACGAGGAGACGCUGACAGAAGACAAGGUCCUGCACGCCCCUACGAGCCUGUUGCUGGGCGAGGCGCUGUUCGUGGCCCUGUUCGCGCUGCCCGGGGAGCUGCUGUUCUGGCGCGACGCGUCGAACGAUGCUUCCGCCAGUGGCAGCGGCAGGAUGGCCAGCUGGAGCCGCCUGGCUUCCAGCAUGCCCUGGGGUGUGCUCGUCGUAUACGGCAGCGUGCAUAGCAUGCUCAUCGCAUCCAGGGUGUCCGGCUUCUCGGCGCUGGCGAGCGACGCGAUCCUGCAGAUGAACCACCUGGAUCCGGUGACCAACCAGUUGAUCCUCACCUGCGCCGCUGCCCUGCUCGCCGAGGUCGUCAGCAGCACCACCACGGCAUCCAUGCUCGUGCCCCUCGCGAUAACGCUGGCCAAGCAGAGCAAUGCGCACCCGCUCUACCUCGCCAUUCCCGUGACGGUGGCCUCGAGCACGUCCCUGCUGACGCCAGUCGCCUCCACGGCCAUCACUGUCGUGGUCUCCUACGCCGAGAUCAGCAUCGCCGACCUGAUCGUCCCGGGGCUGAUGAUCAAGGCCUUCAUGGUGACCUCGGUGCUGCUGUCCGUCAACACCAUAGGGGAAUACGUCUUCAACUUCGACGACGUCGCCUACCCUGGCUUCACGGCCCACGUGAACUACUCUCAUGUUUAGUGCAACCGUCAACGUUCGAAACUGUAUAGGGAAAUUACUGUACCUUUAUAUCACGUGUAAUUGUUUUGUGUAUUUGCGCAUUCGUUGUACAUAUAAUUCCGGCACACACACACAAAAAAAAAAAAAAAAACGAAAAGACGUCUGCCGCACCUCGAUAACUGAAUACACUGCGGCGAGCUGUCAUGCAGAGGUGCCGAUAUAUGGCUUAUGAGAGUUGGUUCGGCGCACUUAUGACGGCCGGCGCGCAACAAUAAAACGGGAGACAGGGGAAGUAAAUUUCAAUUCGCUCAUCACUUUUGCUGAAAGACAUUCUUGAAUGACAGUUACUAUUCAUUCCAUUUGGCUUUUGCUGUCACCGUUUCAAC